Molecule: messenger RNA, 198 nt
Organism: Alternaria viburni
Lineage: Eukaryota; Fungi; Ascomycota; Dothideomycetes; Pleosporales; Pleosporaceae
Exons: 2
Coding region: 1-198 (65 amino acids)
Source: RefSeq, a predicted model, not a curated record
AUGUCGCGCCUGCCUUCUCCCGGUCCCAGUCCCGAUACCUUCAGGUUUCUCGACCUUCCAGCCGAACUCCGGCUGAUGGUAUACGAGCACAUCCCGAACGAAGUCUUCCGCCACGAAUGUCGAGAGAUCUUUGCUACAAAAAAGCCCGGCUUGUCUCUUCAGAUCGCUCAAGUGGGAAUCGCCCUCCUUAGAAUUUGA